Porites lobata is the source of this 429-nucleotide messenger RNA. Lineage: Eukaryota; Metazoa; Cnidaria; Anthozoa; Scleractinia; Poritidae. The record is from the annotation of a GenBank genome assembly.
CUUUUGGAUAGCGAGAGCUCAAGGGGCUUACUCAACAUUACACCAGAAGUCCUAGAAGGGCUGAAGGAGAAACACCCGGAAGCAGCAGAUAUCGCGCAUGAGAGUUUAUUUUACGGGCCCAUUGAUUAUAUUCCUCCUGGCUUUUUUGACUUGUUCGACGAGAAAACGAUCUUUGAUGCUACAACCAAAACAAAGGGUUCAGCCGGGCCGUCGGGGAUAGAUGCCGAGCUAUAUCAAAGAAUCCUUUGCUCCAAGAAUUUCAAGGCUGAGGGCAAGGUUUUGAGAGAGGAGAUAGCCGUUUUCACAAGAGAUCUGUUAAAGAUCGUUUACCAUCCAUCUUUUCUAGAAGGCUAUACCUCUUGCAGACUCAUCCCCCUGGACAAAAACCCUGGAAUUCUAUUAACUGGCGUUGGUGAGGUCCUGAGGUGA